AGCUGGCUCCACAAUCAAAGGCUGCACUUCACCCAGCAGACGAGAUGUUGCUACCAUGGCUGAGCCUCAUACCUGUGCUUUUCUGUGUCUCCGCGGACAGUACAGAUUAUUCGACAUUGCACAUGGACUCUGUGACUGGAGUUUUGGAAGACUUUGAAUCCCAGCUGAGAGGGACCCCAGACCAGACUGUGACAGAGCUUUUCCGGGAGCUGGAGUGUUGCGAGGACGAGCUCUGCCAGCUUCUCCUCGGCCCGGUGACUUCGGCGCCCUCAGACGUGUCUUAUUUGAGUGAGCAGCAGAGCAUUUUCCUCAAAAACCUGGUGAACCACGAGGUUGACGCCUCCUUGGUAGAACAUGGGGUGGUCUUGACUCCUGAUGGGACUACAGUUUCGCUCAGUCCCCUUCUUGCUGGGAUAGCUGCAGGGCUCCAGAGGAGCCAUAAGGAGACUCUGCAUGCCACACCUUUGAUCGCCAACUCCACCAAUAGUUCUGUGGUAGAGCUACCCCUUACUCUGGAGCCCCUCUUCGCCACAACAAUCGCCAUGGACCUCGGCAAAGCCUUUCUCCUCUUUCACACCAACCGAAGCCAGGUGGCCCUGGGACCAGACGGCUGCUGGGACAGCAUCUCUGCACCUCAGAAAUUCACCUUGAUGGGGGCUCCCUCGACUCUUCCAGAUGCUUUCAUCAAUGGUGCAAUGGAUGGCCUCAUUCUUGGUACUUACUUGGCAGAGAAAGCAGAUCCGCCAUCCAACCUCAGUGUCCUGCUGAAGGAUUAUUAUGGUGGAGAGGGCCUAGGAGGUGAAAGUGCGAUGCAGAGCAACUUCCGACGAAAGAACUUUGCAGCUCUGGUGAGCGAGGAAAAGCUGAGGAUGCAAGUAGAGGAUUCUCUCCUCCUGCUCCGGAGGCUGAAUGAAAGCAACCCCUUGUUUGAUGGCCUCACAAAUGAAGAACUGAGAUCUGUCGCAAACCAGGCUGUAGAAGAAUUCACGGCUUUGUAUGUAGAGUGUCCUGCAAUCAUCCCACGGUGCAUGUGGGGUGCCCGACCCUACAGAGGAACACCCGCGCAGCUUCAGUUGCCCCUGGGCUUCGUAUACAUCCACCACACUAGCACCCCUGCAAAGCCAUGCCGAAGCUUCCCAUCGUGUGCAGCGGAUAUGCGCUCGAUGCAGAGAUUCCACCAGGAUUUCCGUGGCUGGGAUGACAUUGGCUACAGCUAUGUUGCCGGAGGUGAUGGAUACAUCUACCAGGGGAGAGGCUGGCACUGGGUAGGAGCGCACACACGGAGCUACAACACCAAAGGCUAUGGCAUCAGCUUCAUCGGGGACUACAUGGAGGCACUGCCAGAUGCCCAAAGCAUGGAACUGGUGAAGAACAAUUUCAUAAAGUGUGCUGUGAGGGGCUCCAAGCUGCAAGCCAACUACACCAUCCACGGGCACCGCCAGAUGGGGAACACCCUAUGCCCGGGAGACAGACUCUUCAAAGAGAUUCAAACCUGGAAAGGUUUCGCAGAGAGGUGCUUUACAGACAAGGGUGUUCGUCGCUGCAUCUGACGUAGAGCUUCCUGAUGUUGUUUCCUGAUGUGAGAGUCUUCAAGAACCCAUCAUCCCGCAGACUGGGGGAAGAGUGCCGUCAGUGCCCAAGUCCAACACCAGGGGGCGGCUGUUCAACACCUGCAAGGAAGCCAGGGCUGAAUUCAAAAUCCUUAAGCAAAAUAAAUUAUGGCAGUCAUA
Messenger RNA from Podarcis muralis (Common wall lizard), 1730 nucleotides. It is a transcript of the gene PGLYRP2, whose product is annotated as peptidoglycan recognition protein 2. Gene Ontology annotation, molecular function: N-acetylmuramoyl-L-alanine amidase activity; zinc ion binding. Gene Ontology annotation, biological process: peptidoglycan catabolic process. The record is from RefSeq and is a predicted model, not a curated record. Lineage: Eukaryota; Metazoa; Chordata; Lepidosauria; Squamata; Lacertidae.